AUGGAUAACGCUCAUGAACUGAACACCUCGACAUCAGAAAGACUUCAGGCAGGAUUUGGAUCAGAAAAUGAAACACACGCGUUUUCACGUGACUCGGCAUAUUAUUCUUAUCCACCCAACAUCGACCCUGUACUUGAUACUCCUACGAGUAACUAUCCAGUACUGUCAGAUCAAACAUCAGCCAACUUCUCAGAAACAUCGUUGGCCGCAACCACUAUCCCCCUUUACGGAGCCGACUAUGGAGCAUCGAGGCAUUCCGAUCAGUCGGGGUCAUACCUUGAAGCGCAAAAUGAAAGUCUAACUAGAUCAUGGGAGUUUGGAGGCACCGAAACCCAACCCACGAGAACUUUUUACAGUCAACCAGUCUCUAGCUCAACGCGGCAUCAAUCCUUAGGCGUGUUGCCCUCUAAUACCGAUUUCCCCUUUAUACCUGACGCAACCUCUCAAGAUCCACUUUCGCCCAGACUCAUCGCUGACGACUGUGUUGCGGUGUGUUAUAACAAGCUCAAUGGCAGAACGCCAAAUAGAGAAGAAAUUGAGCUGUGUGCUGCAUUGAGUUAUGUUCCCCUGAAAGUCAUGGAAGAUGCAUUCAACCGACAUCAAGAAAACAAAAAUUUGCAAACUGGCAUCACUACAUCUCAAUCUGGCAGAUCUGCAACUGAUUUUGUGGAGAAUUCUGUGAUGAAUACCUUGGAGAUUAUUCCGGACGAAGUCCAAAAAGCCGAGGCUAGCAAAUAUGUGCAACAACUUCCAGCGAAGUGUCUCAGGCGCAAUGUUACGCUUCCUCCGCCUGGGACCCCAGCGAAGCCAUACAAAUGUCCUGAUUGCGGCAAUGGUCUGGGAUCAUUAGAUUCUUACAGAAGACACCUAGCUGCCCGAUACCCAAAGGAAGCCUGGCUAUGUCUUCUGUGCUCUGAGGUUCCAAUGAACAAGCCCGGCAAGAUAUCAUUUCGACAAACGCAUUUUCAGGAACACUACGAAAAAAAGCACAAAGGUUUACCAUUUCGAGAAUUUCUUGAACGUGGGCACUUCAGCGUAGAAGCACGGCCGAGGACCAUGUCUGAAAGCCACUGCAGAGUGUCUCACGCUGAACGAUGCCACGAAGAAAACAAUACUUUGUCCCUGUUAGACAUGGAACAAACGUCUUUUCCACCAGAAGCAAACCCAUCAACAGCAUCAGGAAUGGCAGCAGCCCUACACCACAACGAGGUCGCGACAGAGCCAGAUAUUCGGGCCACAUCUCAAUUGGUGGUUAAUUCACCUGAGCUGUCGUCUACAAAACCAACGCCUUUUUCACAACACCACACAACAACAGGUCUUUCGAAUAUUCCUACUCCAUGUCAUCACACAACGAGUUCCGAUGAGCUUCUUCCCAGAAGCUCUCGAGACACAGAAGAAUUGGCCGCGGGAAGCUCUCUGGCGUUAGAACCAGCCAGUACUUCAACUAGUGCAGUCUUAGCAGCACUUGAUGAAACCCCAGCAUCCCGAUUACCCAAAGAACAAGCAGUUGUCCUACAAAGUCGUGACAACGAGCCUGUAGCCUCUAACGCUCUCUGGACACCUUUAUUACCCGCAUGUGUGUCAGUAUCUCCACUCUUCCGGCUGAGCCAAGUAGGUCUCAAGCUUUUAUCUGCGGCUCGAACUAUUGCAAGGACGGUAUUAGUUGCCUCAUCUGUUCUCCGCAGGAGUUAUCGGAUUGUUAAAGCUUGGAAACCGAAGCCACCUUUUAUGGUCAACCAUAAAUAUCUUCCAUCAAGACAGCAUCGAUCAGCCCGGCUUGAUGGCGUUUUGUCGGAAAUUCAAGAAGCAGCGCCUUUGAGAAAAGAUUUCACUCUUGGAACAUCGAUACCACUAAAAGUGACGAGCCGGCCGGCCACACUAGCAGACAAGCUUUUUGACUGCCGUGUUCAGACAGGAAUCGAAUCAAACCAGCACUUCAUUCCAGUGAGCUCCCUCGAUCAUUGCUUGAGUGUAAAAAAUAUACGUCAAGAAUUGGGAGAGCUCGAAAGUAGUAUGUCGGCAGAAGCGUUCUCGCUCCUGGUCCAUCAAAUCCACACAUCUACGAGGCGGAUCUUCGCUAUCCUGGUCAUUAUAGAACGCCCAAAAGAAAUCCCUCAUUUUAUUACUCAUGGGAUAUCUGAUAAAUGCCUUCCCUACAUCAAACCUCUUCAAAAUAACUCCUCAUCCAGAGACGGUGUCUCAGCUCGGUCUAAGCUCAACAUUUUGCUACAAUCGUGGCAUCCAAGAGAUGCUGAAGUAUUCAACCAGGUGCAGUGGACUGUGUUGGCGCCUGUUUUUACCCCAUCGUACGCACACUACACGUUCUUACCUGAAGUUAUUCUUCCGUUCCGUAAAACUGGAACCGAUAUGCGCGGUGGAUUUAGUGAGGUCUGGAAAAUCACAAUUCAUCCCGCGCACCAGACCUUUUUCUCUAAGAAUAUGAGCCAUGGUCAGGAACCGCGUUUGGCAGUCAAACAGCUCUUGUCAUCUGAUCGAUCUAGUUUUGACAAAGAAGUUGAGAUGCUGAAGUCAUUGAACACCUCAAAUCAUCCACAUAUUAUGAAGCUGCUUGCCACUUUUAGACAUAAGAAUAAGUAUCAUUUAGUCUUUCCUCUUGCUCAAGGAAAUCUACGGGAAUAUUGGAAGACUCACCAGUUUCCUGACGCAAGACCAGCUUCUGAAGAAUCCAUGAAAUGGGUUCUCUCCCAGAUGAAAGGCCUUUCGGAAGGUCUUCAAACGAUUCAUUGCUUCGGCAAUAAUAAAGGUGGCUUGGGUGGAACAAAAGUCAAAUAUGGUCGUCACGGAGAUCUCAAGCCAGACAAUAUAUUAUGGUUUUCAAAAGAAAAUCAUAAGAACGAGGGCGCUCGUCACUCAGACGGUGUGCUUGUCCUAGCAGAUUUCGGUCUCGGCCAGUUCCAUCGACGAGAGACUCGAUCUAGGAUUAGAGCAGAAUCUAUUGGCGGCUCCCCAACAUACGAACCACCCGAAUGUGCCUUGCGUAAGCCGGUCUCUAGGGCAUACGACGUAUGGUCAUUAGGCUGCUUGUACCUCGAGUUUUUGACGUGGAUUCUCAAAGGUUCGAAUGCAAUUGACAAGUUUGCUGAUGCUCGUGGAUCAGCAAAUACCUCGGGAAUUAACGGCGACGAGUUUUAUGCCGUCCUUCCUACAGCCAAUGGUGCAUUCAAUCGGAAAGCUGUUGUCAAACAUUCUGUUACACGAUGGAUUGCUGAUCUUAAAGCGCACCCAAGAUGCUCUGAUGCUAUUGUAGCUCUGUUGUUGCUAGUAGAAACCCAGCUUCUCAGAGCAGACUCUGCACAAAGAUCCAACAUAACACAAGUUGUUUCAUCGCUCAACAAUAUCAUAGAGCGAGGGAAAGCGGACCCUAGGUAUUUGUGCAAAGAUGGGCGCACUAUCAGUUCUUUCAACCUUUUACAGCCGAUCCCCGCCAUGGGUGGGGUACAGGAUUCAGUGUCUAGUGCUUACCACAAGGUCAAAAGCCCUCCGAAUAUUGAAAGGCAGAUUCUAGGGAGGAAGACACUCGAGAGCCACCACUUCAACGACUCGGACAAAGAAGUGCAAAACCUUUCUCCCAGCAGUGGUAGUGACACUUCCUAUCUGAGAAAACAUGGUGACGAAUCAGCUGUCUCGCCAGUCGACUUUCAGCAUCUGCUCUCAACGCAAAACAAGGACAUCACUCCUACCGUAGUGUCAGACUCCCACCGUUCCGCUAAGAGAACGCACGAAUCCACAGAUGAUGAUCAUACACCAUAUCACGACUACAAACGAGCUAAAUGGCAUGCUACGACAAAAAGGUCACCAGUCCCGGCAAAGUCGUAUCGUGCAUCCAAGUCUGCCAAGAAAGAGAGCAAGUUCGCUACCCUUGGAAUAUCUAGAGAGUGUCCCGAAAAAGCCAAAGCUUGGAUGACUCUACCGUUCACUACCGAGGACUCAAUCUUCCAAAACGCACUCAGCCUUCGGAUCGAGAAUAUUUCUGGCGUCGAACUCGCUUGA
Glarea lozoyensis ATCC 20868 is the source of this 4011-nucleotide messenger RNA. Its product is annotated as Protein kinase-like (PK-like). Gene Ontology annotation, molecular function: ATP binding; protein serine/threonine kinase activity. NCBI's taxonomy places the organism in Eukaryota, Fungi, Ascomycota, Leotiomycetes, Helotiales, Helotiaceae. The record is from RefSeq and is a predicted model, not a curated record. Gene Ontology annotation, biological process: peptidyl-serine phosphorylation; peptidyl-threonine phosphorylation. Bases 1 to 4011 code for a protein of 1336 amino acids. The transcript has 4 exons.